Phytophthora infestans T30-4 is the source of this 1285-nucleotide messenger RNA. RefSeq names its product GTP-binding protein, putative. Gene Ontology annotation, molecular function: translation elongation factor activity. The record is from RefSeq and is a predicted model, not a curated record. The transcript is spliced from 4 exons. Gene Ontology annotation, biological process: translational elongation. Bases 206 to 1285 code for a protein of 359 amino acids. NCBI's taxonomy places the organism in Eukaryota, Oomycota, Peronosporomycetes, Peronosporales, Peronosporaceae.
GCUUGUGGUCGACGCUGUCCGUGGCGUCCGAGAUAUGACACGUGAACAUCUCAAAAUCGCUACUGCACUAAAUGUAGCCAUCUUCGUGGUAGUAACCAAGACGGAUCUCGUGACGGACGAGCGGAUACAGCAGUGUCUCGUUGAGGUCGCAGACCUCCUGAAGGCGUUUUGUCCUUGUCAACGACUUCUUUCGGCGCCAACAAACAUGGAUACAUUACAGGACGACCCCGUGAAACUUAGUACAGUACCGGUUUUCCAGAUCUCGAACGUAGACGGCAUUGGUCUGGACGUGUUGCAAGCGUAUCUGGCCAUGCUGGAGCCGAAGCGCUUGUGGGCUAACAAAGCCAAGACGCCAGCGGAGUUCCAGGUUACUCAAGCGUACGAUAUCGAAGAUGCAGGCACCAUUGUGACUGGACUUGUCCAUGCUGGCACGCUGUGCGUAGGGGAGCAGAUGCUGCUCGGACCUGAUGCUGAUGGUCAGUUUUGCGAGGUAGCAGUCGAGAGCAUUGAAGUGCAACACAAGGCAGCACAAAAUCUAAGCGCUGGUGAGACUGGAGCUGUGCUGAUUCGCUUUCUGGCCACCGCUCCGCCUCUCCAUCGUCUCAGAAAAGGCACCAUGCUCGUACAUCCGAGUGUUCGACCGAUGGCUACACGUCAAUUUGACGCCGAGUUGCACUUUUUACCGGAUGCACGCGCGUUUCGCGAGAACUUCGAGGCCGUAAUUCAUACAGGUCAACCUGCUACUACAAUGUGCCGCUUCGAGUUCAUGUACUGGCCGGAAUAUAUCCGUCCAGACUUGCCACUAGUACUACGUGAAGGGAAAACGCAAGCUGUGGGUCGGGUAGUGCGCGCUGUGCCUAUUUUCCACAAGGAACAGCAAGCAUGUAUGCAAGCAAGAGAGAGUAGUAUGCAAGCAAGAGAGACCAUCAACUUCUUGCCAGAAGACGAUUACAACGUGAGUAUUACGAUGGCAUCCGUGGAGGUGCGCUCUAAAGCCAACCACGACACUACAAACACGAGCAAGAUGCACUUAGAUCUUGAAGAAAGUACCACUGGAGACCGCAAACAGGACGAUAAAGAGCCCAAGAAGACGAAGGUCCGAAAGCGACGUGGACCGGGAGCUCAGGCAAUUGAAGAAGUGUUUGCAACGCUGAGCAAUGCUCGGUCGUCGGGGCUCAAUCCUCCUCCAGAGCGUAUCAUACUGACACCUCGAUCAGCAGAAGCUUGUUUACGCUGUGGAGUGAAUCCGGAAACCCUCAAAAUCCGCGACUUGGAUUCCUUUUAG